Molecule: messenger RNA, 2389 nt
Organism: Triplophysa rosa
Lineage: Eukaryota; Metazoa; Chordata; Actinopteri; Cypriniformes; Nemacheilidae
Gene: pdlim2
Product: PDZ and LIM domain 2 (mystique)
Exons: 10
Coding region: 349-1446 (365 amino acids)
Biological process (GO): muscle structure development; heart development; actin cytoskeleton organization
Cellular component (GO): filamentous actin; adherens junction; Z disc
Molecular function (GO): actin binding; muscle alpha-actinin binding
Source: RefSeq, a predicted model, not a curated record
UGGCACGUGAGCUCGCGUGAGCAGGAGCGCGCAGAUGAUGCCCCAUCCCCUCCCAAGGCGGAUAACAUUCUCGCGAAAAGUUUGAACAAUUGGGCGGUGUGGGAAUUUGGUCACAUGCGCCGCACUGCCUAAAAACUGACGCGCUGAAAGUGUCUCGAGCAGGUUUGCGUUUAAAAGAAGAUCAAGGGUGACUUUCAGAAGAGCUUGACGCUUCGUUCACGCUCGCGCAGAAAGCGUGAGUGAAUUCGACGUCAUCUUCACAGGUGUCAAUCACAGCGGUGCGACCAACAGCGCGCCAACUCCUUUAUCCAGCACUCUCAAGAGCACUGGGCAGCAGUCCGUGGUCACAUGAUGCCGUUUAAAGUGAAUCUGAUUGGCCCGUCUCCCUGGGGAUUCAGAAUAUCUGGAGGACGAGACUUUAAGAAGGCUAUUACUGUUUCCAAGGUGAACACUGGCAGUAAGGCAGAGACGGCCUGUCUUCAGCCUGGUGACAUCAUCAUGGAGAUUAAUGGGCAGGACACCAGCGAUAUGCUGAAUGUAGAAGCACAAAACAAAAUCAAGAGCUGCACGACACAGCUGAACCUGCUAGUGGAAAGGCCUGCUUCACCUCCUCCCGGUCAGACUAAUGGAAUUACCUCCACAGAGCAACUGGUGGGCCGCUUCCAGGAGGCCGUGCAAGUGAGUCGAGAUGAGAACCAGAACUACAAAGAAUACACCAUCUCCAGCCCAGCUUCUCUGUCCCCCGGUCCGUAUUCUCCAGAGUCACCAUCCAGCCCGGACCGCAAGGGGGGUAGGAUCACACCCACCAACAAGAGCCUGCAGUUUCAUUCCUGGUCAUCGGAGGAGAGAAGUGUGGAGCGUCACAGACUGUCCAGACCCCUCUCUCAGGAGAUCUCGCCUGUGGAUUACCGCAGUAACUCCUUAUCCAGUCGAACGCCAACUCCCCCUGGACGAUACUCUCCACACAGCCCCAUCGAUCGAGAGCUAUCCGCUUCUCCACGCCGCAGUUCGGACUUUGCCAUGCAGCGAUUUGACAGAGACUCGGAGGUGUAUAAGAUGAUUCAGGAGAAUAAGGAGUCCCGUGCGGCUCCUCGGCAGUCCAACACCUUCAAGAUGUUGCAAGAGGUGCUAGAGGCUGAUGAGAGAGAGGCUACCAUUCGUUUUCCUGGAAAACUGUCGCCGAGCCCCCCGAGCCCCACAGUUUCUGGGGGGCAAAAAUACCACACCUGUGAAAAAUGUGGGACCAGUAUUGUCAACCAGGCUGUUAGGAUCACAGACGAUCGCUACCGUCACCCACAAUGCUACACCUGUACAGAGUGCGGCCUCAACCUUAAGAUGCGUGGCCACUUCUGGGUGGAAGAGGAAAUGUUCUGCGAGAAACAUGCUAGAGAUAGAUACAAGGGCCCGGGCACCAGCCCUCACUCCGUCGUGUCCCCCCGCCACUGAGACGGCCGACCAGCCACCCUCCUGACACGCCUCUGCCGAUUGGCUGGGAGAAUGAUGUCAUAGUUGCAUUGUACAAUGGGGCCAGAUAAGACGUUUGGCGUGAUGUCACUUGAAGCUUUGGGACCCUGUGCAGUCAAGUCCACUCCUCUGAUACUUCGGAGACUAUAAGUUUUGAUCUUUAGUAUUUGAAGUGGAGUUUAUAUAGGAGUGUGUGCUGUUUAUGACAGUCAGCUUAUUAUAGUCACAUUCCUACAUCACCUUCCUCUUCCACGUGUUGUAUUAUGCUUUGAAAACUGCUUAUGUUUUACAUAGACAUUUAACUUUGGUUUAUAAAAAUAGUCGUUUGCAGAGCCUUUCAAUAUAUAGAGUCCAUAUGAUGAGACGCAUUAAGUGAGAAUGCACACAGGACUGGUUUCCUAAGUGUAUGUGUGAAAUAAUUUCUUUCAUGCGUUUCUGGCUUUUCUCAGCGGCUUCGAACAUAUGCACUUUUGCUUGAAGGGUUUUAUGAUUACUUGGAAGUGAUUCUUAGUUUGAUGUAUAUGCUGCCCUUCAUUAAAAAAAUCCACAACAGCUCUCAUUCAGAAGCACAGAUAUUUAGAAUGCAGUUUAUCUUCCUGUAGCUUUGUAUUAAAUGAAAGAAAUAGAAAGAUUUGUGAUAUGUGUUGUAUAUAUGUUUCACCUUAAACUAUAUGUAGACGGAGAGGGUUUUGUGUGCACGUUUGUGUGUUCAGGGUUGCAUGUUUCACUUGACUGUAUUGUAUAUUUUUGGGCAAGAGAGGUUUGUUCAUGCUCUGAUGCAGGACAAUAAAGUGUCGGAGUGAAAUAUUUGACGUAUUUAAAAAUAUGAAAUGCGUGAGAUGAACAUGGAAUCUUCGUUCUGUGUAGGGUAAGACUCUCUUUACCUUUUCUGUUGCAAAUAAACAUCUUUAUGAUUAUCAGUAAA